This is a messenger RNA of Sciurus carolinensis (gray squirrel), 4731 nucleotides long. It is a transcript of the gene Ccdc40, whose product is annotated as coiled-coil domain containing 40. Lineage: Eukaryota; Metazoa; Chordata; Mammalia; Rodentia; Sciuridae. The record is from RefSeq and is a predicted model, not a curated record. Gene Ontology annotation, cellular component: cilium; cytoplasm. The transcript has 20 exons. The coding region runs from base 499 to 3948 and encodes 1149 amino acids. Gene Ontology annotation, biological process: heart looping; epithelial cilium movement involved in determination of left/right asymmetry; axoneme assembly.
CCUCUCCCCGGGAGGAGCCCGCGGCCCUCGCGGGAGGCGGGCCCGUCGGACGCCCGCGCGCCGCUCCCCCGGCUCUUCGGCUGUUUUCCUACCUGGGGCUGGGAGGGGACGGCGCCCUCCGGGAAGCACUGGGCAUCCUGCCUCGCCGAGGGCUCCUCGCAGGGCCUCUGGCAAGAGGGCGCCCGAGCCCAGAAAGCGGGAGGUGGGAGGCGGGGUCCCCAGCCCCAGGCGUGCCGACCGGCCUGCCGCCCGCGGGGCCCAGGACCGGGAGGUCCUCGGGACAUCAGAGGCGCCCGCUGGACGCAGGUGACACUGCUGUAGCCCUGCGGAAACUGUUGCGGACGUCGCCAAGCUGGGACGCGCGGCGGGGACCCCGACUCGCGCCACCGUGGACUUCUCCAGGCGGGGCGCCCCGCACGCACCCGGCCGGCUCCACGGCCGGCCGCCCCGCGCGGGCCCGCACCGCCGGAUGUUGACGGCGUCGCCUAGCAACGGGAGAUGGCGGAGCCGGGCGGCUGGGCCGAAGGGUCUCACCUGGAGGACGAAUCGACUUCUGAAGAAGAGGAGAGACAGGAAAAAGAAGGCCAUGCGAGAAGGGAAGAGGCUCUGGGUGCCAGGAAGCAUUCAGAAGGGCAGAUCACAUCUGAAGGUGGAGCUGAAGUUGAAGGGACAGUCGCCGAUGAGGAGGAGAUUGCUGAGGAUUGGGAAACCCCCAUAGAGAGACAAGUUGCAGAUGAAGAGGAAGCUGAUUUUGACGAGGAAGCCGAUUUUGAUGAGGAAGCCGAUUUUGAUGAGGAAGCCGAUUUUGAGGAGGAAGCCGACAUUGACAAGGAAGCUGUGACCCUUGGGGAAAUCAAAUCCUUUUCUGAUGUGGAAGUCACCACUGUUAAAAGACAGAUCAUUUAUCCAGAUGCCAGUCCUCAGGAACAGCCUGGAGAUGGACCUGGCCCUGAAUAUCUGCAGGAGGGGGUUGAAGAGCCCUAUCAAGAAGCCUUUGAGCCCUCAGAAUCGAGAGGGGACGUGUCCACAGGGCAUGGCCUGCAGCAGGUCCUAGGCCCACCUGAGCACUCGGUGGGCAGCGUGACAGAAGCACAAAGUGACCCCCAAGAGAAGGUCUUUCCUGUGGGGACCCGACACCACCUCAGACUGAGCCUGGCGGGAGGCGUGGCGCCCUCAGAGGAACUCAGCCAGGGCUCGGAGGAGCCAGAAGAGGAGCCCCAGGCCCGCUUUCAGGAGGGAGCCCUGACAACGUUCCUGAACCGUAUCCAUCAGCUGAGCUCCGAGGAAGAGGCCGUGGAGGACAGAAUCGAGUCCGAUGAGAGUGAAGAGACCGAAGAAGAGGGAUCCCAACUGGUGGUUUUGGACCCAGACCACCCCCUGAUGGUCAGGUUCCAGGCUGCCCUGAAGAGCUACCUUAAUCGACAGAUAGACAAGUUGAGGCUGGAGCUGCAGGAGCUGGACGUGGCCACCAAGCAAAGCCAUUCCCAGCGGCAGGAGCUGGGCGUGAAUCUCUACGGGGUCCAGCAGCACCUGGCCCGCCUGCAGAUGCAGCUGGAGAAGAGCCAUGACCGCCACUCAGUCGCAGCCUGCGAGAGGAGGCAGCAGGAGGAGCAGCUGCGGGAGGUGCGCGCGCUCUACAACAAGACCUGCGAGGCCGCCAACCAGGAGCGCAAAAAGCUGGCAGCCCUGCAGCUGGAGGUGGAGAGCUUGGCCCUGCAUCUCUUCUACAUGCAGAACAUAGACCAGGACGUGCGCGACGACAUCUGCGUGAUGAAGCAGGUGGUGAAGAAGGCCGAGGUGGAGCGGACGCGGGCAGAGGCUGAGAAGAAAAAGCAGGACCUGUUUGUGGACCAGCUCACCAUACGGACCAACCAGCUGGAAGAAAACAUCUCCCUGUGUGAGGCUCAGUACCUCGCCCAAGUGGAGGACACCCGGGUGCUGCGGAAGGCAGUGAGUGAGGCCUGCACGGAGAUCGACGCCAUCAACAUGGAGAAGAAGCGCAUCCUGCAGCAGUGGUCCACCAGCCUGGUGGGCAUGAAGCACCGCAACGAGGCCCACAGGACCAUCCUGGAGGCGCUCAGAGAAUGCCAGCAUCAAGCCAAGUCCGUUGACAGCGAGAUGGAAGCGUACAAGAAGUCGAUCAUGAAGGAGGAGGAAAAGAAUGAGAAGCUGGCUAGCAUCCUGAACCGGACGGAGACGGAAGUCAACCUGCUGCAGAAACUGACCACGCAGUGCCUGACCAAGCACGAGGCCCUGCAGAAUGAGUUCAACACCUACAGGCUCACCCUGCAGAACACAGAGGACGCCCUGAACAAGGGCCACCAGGAGCACACGGCUGUCACGAGUGAGCUGCAGAGUGUCCACCAGUCCAUCCUCCAGGAGCUGGAGCUGCGGCACAAUAUGGACGCCUCCAUGAUGGACAAGCUGCAGGAGCACAUGACCUCCAACAAGAUGACCAAAUACUUCAAACAGCUGCUGCUGAGGCUUCAGAAGAAGAAGACCAACCUGGUGACGCAUCUUUCCAAACUCGAUGGCGACAUCGCUCAGGCCACCCUGGACAUCACCAACACGGGCUGCAGGAUGGACAUGCAUCAGAGGACGCUGGGUGAGCUGGACAAGGAGGUGCAGAGGGUCAACGACCUCAUCACCAACAGCGAGAACGAGAUCGCCCGGCGCACCGUCCUGAUCGAGAGGAAGCAGGGCCUCAUCAACUUCCUCAACAAGCAGCUGGAGCAGAUGGUCUCCGAGCUCGGGGGGGAAGAACUAGGGCCCCUGGAGCUGGAACUCAAAAAGCUGAACAAGCAGAUGGAGGAGCACAACGCCAGCGUCAAUCAGGCCCAGGUGACCUGGCUGCGCCUCCAGCAGGAGCUGGUCAAGGUCACGCAGGAGCGGGAGGAGCAGGUGGCUGCCCUGGACAUGCUCAGGAAGGACAUUCACAUCCUGGAGCAGAAGAAGCUGCGCACAGAGAACAAGAUUGAGCAGGAGAAGAAGGAGCAGAAGGAGAUUGACCGCCACAUGAAGGACCUGGACAACGACCUGAAGAAGCUCAACAUGCUGAUGAACAAGAGCCAGUGCAACUCCAAAGAGCUGCAGCAGGACAACCUGGUGGCCGAGAACGAGUUCGUGCGCUCGCUGAAGGCCGCCGAGAGAGAGACCAUUGAGAUGCAGGAGAAGCUGGACCAGCUCCAGGAGGACAAGGCCACCGUCCUGAACAGCCUGGUGGAGGCAGAGCACCAGAUAAUGCUGUGGGAGAAGAAAAUCCAGCUGGCGAAGGAGAUGCGCUCCUCGGUGGAUUCCGAGACGGGGCAGACGGAGAUCCGCGCCAUGAAGGCGGAGAUCCACAGGAUGAAGGUCAAGCACGGGCAGCUGCUGAAGCAGCAGGAGAAGAUGAUCCACGACAUGGAGCUGGCCGUGACCCGCAGGGAGAUCAUCGUGGCCCAGGCUGAGGGGCAGAGCAAGAUUGACAAGAAGGCGGUCACCCGGACGGACUUCCGCCACAAGCAGAUGGAGCUGCGCAGGAAGAUCAGGGACGUGCACAAGGCCAACGAGGAGUGCGCCAAGGCCAUCUCAGAGCUGGAAGAGACCCAGAGACUCGCGAGCGGCUCCCUCAUGGAGAAGCAGGAAAAGCUGUCCAUGAUGCAGGCGGACUACGACACGCUGGAGGCUGACCUCGGCCGGCUGGUGGCCCUCAAGCGACAGAACCUUUCGGAGAUUGUGGCCCUGCAGACUCGCCUCAAGCACCUGCAGUCUGUGAUUGAUGGGAAGUAUGUGUUCCUGUUCCGCUCGAAGAAGGCCCAGCUGAUGGAGCACCGGCGGCUGAGUGACCGGCUGGGCCUGCUCAGCACCAUCCUCGCCCGUGUGCAGGAUGAGUACCCCCAGUUCCGGGAGGCCCUCAGCAAGGUCAGCCAGAAGAUCGCCAGCAAGCUGGAGUCACCAGGGCCCACCUAGAAAGCUCCAGGACCCCACCUUCCAAGGCCCACCCCUGAGGAAGACCGCCAGAAUCUGUUGACCCUCAGGGACUUGGGAUCUUCCUGUGUUCCUAAAAACAUGUGCCCCUAGAAAGAUGCUGUGUGAUGGAAUGGAGAGGCCAGCAGGAACUAGUUCCCAGCCACUGGGCAGCUGAGACCGCGCACCGCCCAGCGCUCCCAGGUGCCCCCGCGAGCGGGCUGCCUGCUUGCUUUCUACUUGCACAGAGCACCCUGUCCUUUCUUGGACUGAUUCGUCCAAAUGGAAGUCCAGCUUUUGGCAGCUCCCCAGUCUGCAGGUGCUCCCUGGCACACUGACCCAGUGGGGGUGGGGGGCAGGUGGGGUAGAGGGGACCAGCAGGAACCAGGAGCAAGACUGACCAGCCAGGCCAUGAAGGCCACUUCGUUCCUCGGUGCUUCUGUAGGGCACAUCUGGAAAUCCACCAAGCCCCCUUCUUUCCAGUGUUCCCACCCACAAAGAAGUGUCCCCUUCUCCUGCCCCCACCUCCCAUUGUGUGUUAAAGUCAGAUUCACAGUGUGCAGGUACAAGUCAGGGCUCUCAGGACUUCCAAGGGAGGUGCCCAGCAGGCCACAUCGGGCCACGUCUGCCAGCCUCUCUCUCCUUCGUUAACUGGCCCUUUAUCCCUGCCCUGAUUUUCUGAGCACCAGUUACCUGUGGCUUCUCCAAAGCUGAAAGGGAAAAUGCUUGAUGAAAUAAUUUCACUUUCAAAUUUUGCAGCUGAAGAAUAAAAACAAUCUUUCUGAA